UCACGGCGCAGAUUUCCCACAGCGAUGGCCGAGGAGGAGGAGGUGGUGGAGGCGCGGUCUGGCUGGCUGUCGGGGUGGCUGCCCUCGUGGAGCCCAACCUCCAACGGGCUGCUCAAGGUGGCCGAGGAAAAGGUCCUCCAAUGCUUAAAGAGCAAGUGGGUGGGCCGCUACGUGGACGUGCUGGACGAGGACCGCCUCUGGAGCAUCACGGUGACCAAUCCAGAGCUGGAGCAAAGCGGCAUGGCCGACACCAGCACCCCGCUCGUGCUGGUGCACGGCUUUGGCGGCGGCGUCGGCCUCUGGGCCCUCAACUUGGACUCGAUGGCCCGGCGUCGCCGCGUGCACGCAUUUGACCUCCUGGGCUUUGGUCGCAGCUCGCGCCCGACGUUUCCCAUGGACGCAGCGGGCGCCGAGACGCUGUUCAUCGACGCAAUGGAGCGCUGGCGAGAGGAGAUGGGGCUUCGGAGCUAGCUGCUCGGUCACAGCCUGGGCGCGUACCUGUCGGCGGCGUACGCCCUGCAACACCCGCAGCGGGUGAAGCAGCUGAUCCUGGUGGACCCGUGGGGCUUCCCCGAGCGGCCCCUUAACCCGGACCAGGAGCGGCCCGUGCCCAUGUGGGUCAAGGCCAUCGGCUUUGUGCUGAGCCCCUUCAACCCGCUGGCCGGCCUACGCGCCGCCGGGCCAUGGGGGCCCGGCAUGGUGCAGCGCUUCCGGCCGGACUUCAAGCGCAAGUUUUCCAACCUCUUUGACGACGACACUAUCUGCGAGUACAUCUAUCACUGCAACGCGCAGACGCCCAGUGGUGAGACUGCCUUCAAGGCCAUGACGAUCCCGUACGGCUGGGCCAAGCGGCCCAUGCUGCACCGCAUCGGCGACCUGGACCCGGCCAUCCCCAUCGCCAUCAUCUACGGCGCCCGCUCGUGGAUCGACAGCAGCUCGGGCGGCAAGGUGGUGGAGGCGCGGCCCGGCUCACGCACGCGCCUCGUGCAAAUACGCGGAGCUGGGCACCACGUGUACGCGGACCAGCCGGAGGACUUCAACAAGAUGGUGGAGCAGAUUUGCGACAGCAUCGACUAAAUGCGGCGCAAGUCCAGGGGGUGGGGGUGGCCCAGGGCAAUCGAGGCCAACAACACCGGGACAAUACAAAUGCUGAAGUAAAGGGGG
This is a messenger RNA of Lethenteron reissneri (Far Eastern brook lamprey), 1164 nucleotides long. Its product is annotated as (Lyso)-N-acylphosphatidylethanolamine lipase-like. Gene Ontology annotation, biological process: lipid homeostasis; phosphatidic acid biosynthetic process. NCBI's taxonomy places the organism in Eukaryota, Metazoa, Chordata, Hyperoartia, Petromyzontiformes, Petromyzontidae. The record is from RefSeq and is a predicted model, not a curated record. Gene Ontology annotation, cellular component: lipid droplet; mitochondrion. Gene Ontology annotation, molecular function: phosphatidylcholine lysophospholipase A1 activity; lysophosphatidic acid acyltransferase activity.